GUCCCGACCGCCCAGCAUGUCCUCCCCAGCCGGAGAACAGAGAAACGCACGUAUAGUGACAACUACCCUGCUGCUGACUGAACAUAUAACGAGAGAGGACCGAGGCUCCGAGGGAAAUUACCUCCUCUAUGGAUCCUCUUGUGCCCAGAUCACCGAAGAAGCUGAAUAUGUGAAAAAGCAGCUUCCUCAAAUCUCGGGCAACAAACUGGAAUCAAAGAACAGUAUGUCUAGCUCCAACUACAGUCCUAUUGUGGUGAAGAUGGAAGAAACGGAACACCAACUCUUGCUGGUGAACAAGGAAAAUCAAGUACUAAAGAUCAAGCUGGAAGCUACAAGAGAAGCAGGUGUGCAGGCUCUCAGAUCUGCCUCCCAGACACUUUAUGAAAAUUACCAUACUCGGUCAGAAGAACUUAAAAAAAGGCAUGAGAAUGAUAAGAAGCAAAUACAGGCCCACAAUCUCGAACAAGAACGAAAGCUCCAGCAGAAUACAGAAAAAGCCAAUCACCUAGCUGAAGGAAUCACAGAAAAAUGCACUCAGAUUACAGAAAUGGAGAAAAGAGUGCAAAGGAUGGAAGAGGAAAAGAAAACUCUGAUGGAAAGGAAACUGUCACUUGAACAGAAGCUUCUACAGAUGUCAAAGAAAGAAGACAGCAAGCGGUGUGUGGCUCUUCAGAUGGAGAUUUCCACUCUGCAAGAACAGAUUUGCCAUUUGCAGCAUGUGAUCCAGGCACAGCAUCAGAACCUGCGCAGUGUGAUACAGGAGGUGGAGGAACUGAACAAGGAACUCAGAAACCAAGAUAAAAAAAUAGGAAAUCUGACAGAAAAGCUAAAUGCACUCGAAAUUCAGAAUAAAGAACUUAAAGAAAAAGUGGAAUUCUGGUCUGGCCAAUCCAAGACUAAAAUUUCAAAAGGUGUCAUGACAGACACACGACGAGACUUUGGAGCAUCACCUUACUUGAUGCUCACCAGGAUAAGGAAGCAAGAAAGCUAGAUGAACUGGAUGUUUGUCUUCCACCUUCUUUUGGUGUGGUGCAAUACUUAACUCCUACAUCUUUUUGCUGCUGCAAAAGUACCUUCAACACUUGCUGCUUUUUUACGAAACAUGGUACAGAAGUGGUGCUUUAGAGCUGCAUUUAGAAGAAUAAAGCUGAAAGCAAGGCAAGAGCUGAAGAGGCAGUGAGCUCAUUAAUGCCUCGACCGUCCCAGUGGCAAAAGCUGUCCCUGGCCAUGCCUGGGGGCAGACACGUUGCUGCUCCGCUGCUGCUGUUGCAUCCUGCAGCAGUGCAGGCUGCAGCAUGUACCUGCCUCACUGCUGAGCAGUGGCCUGCGAACGGGCUCCAAUCAUACAGACUGCAGCAGAGGAUCAGUUUUAGCUGCUGCUCAGAUUUCUCUUA
Struthio camelus australis is the source of this 1394-nucleotide messenger RNA. Its product is annotated as coiled-coil domain-containing protein 68. Gene Ontology annotation, cellular component: intracellular anatomical structure. The record is from RefSeq and is a predicted model, not a curated record. Lineage: Eukaryota; Metazoa; Chordata; Aves; Struthioniformes; Struthionidae. Gene Ontology annotation, biological process: intracellular signal transduction.